AUGAAUGACAUUGAUUUUAACGAAGAAACUAUAUCAUUUCAAUCGGAUGACAAAGUGACCAUAGGUGAUCCAGACACACGGAGCCAUGAUGGUGAUAGUAACCGCUCUAGUUUUGUUGCGCUUAUGUGUAUUAGCGUAGUGUUUAUAGCGUUGGUGGUGGCCAUAGUGUAUAAAAUUCGGUUCCCGGAAUUCACUGACCCCGAGUCCAACAACUACUGUAACCCCAACUUAUAUCUAACCGCGUUUUGGAUAAUCAAUUACGUGCUAAAAUAA
Messenger RNA from Medioppia subpectinata, 273 nucleotides. The record is from the annotation of a GenBank genome assembly. NCBI's taxonomy places the organism in Eukaryota, Metazoa, Arthropoda, Arachnida, Sarcoptiformes, Oppiidae.